AUGGCCCCACGCAGGUUGCUGCUCCUGCUGCUGGCGUGGCUGCUGGGCGCCUGGGGGCCGCUCUCGCCUCCCGCCGCUGCAAGACGUGACCCCACCGAGCUCCAGAAAGGUACCUAGCGCUGGCUCCUCCUCCUGUUGCUCCCUUUCCGCGCAGCACUUGAACCCAGAGCCGCCUGGCGCUCCCGAGCCCCUGCGCCUUGCAGAUCGCGGCAAAAGGGAGGGAGCGGUGAGAGCGGACUACCUCGCGGGGGUGUCGUGGGCCUUUGCUCCCAGCUGCGGGGUCACCCCUCCCAGCAGGGCGCGACGGACAGGUGUGCCUACCUGCAGGUAACACCUGGCGAGGAGGGGACCACAUCUGCACUGCUUUAUAUGUACAGAUGUGGGGCAUAGCUGUCAACUUUCCCCUUUUUUUAAGGGAAAUUCCCUUAUUCCGAAUAGGAUUCCCCGCAAGAAAAGGGGAAAGUUGACAGCUGUGAUGUGGACCUGCAUUUCAGGGUUGUUGUAAAUUGUUCUGUUUCCGCCGCCCUCCUGGCUUGCCCAUGGCACCUGUCAAUCAAGGGAGGGAUGGUCGCAGUGGACUACCUCGCAGGGGUGUCGGCAGACCCCCUCUCUGAGGCUCAGGGCGUCACCUUGCCGCCAGGUGUGUGAGCCGUGGAAUACAUUGCACAGGGGGGGAAGGAUGGUUGCAGCAGCUACGUCUAAUAGACCUUCUUGACGCAAAGAGGCGUGGGCUAUAUUGCAGGGUUGUCGCUAAUAAGGCUCUUUUGACCACCAACCACAGCCCGGCGAAGCUUGCAGCCCCAGAAAUAAUAAUAAUAAUUAACUCUGCCCAGCGGAUUGCAGGGCACGGCGGUUUUUCUCAGCUAUCAAACCUUUUCUCAGUAGCAUUCCUCUCUCCCCCCCCCUCACUUUACCCCCUCCCUGGCCCUGAAACGUGGCUAUAACAGACACUGUGUUCGGGUGCAGUGCAGCAAAAUAUAUUUGAAUUUAUUUAUUUAUUGGCCUGCGCCCCGUUCUCAGCUUGUCGUGGAAAACGGCAUUUAAAAACACGGGUUUGCAAUCAGUUUGCAGUCAAACUGGCACACUCAGCAGCCAUUGAUAAAAUUAUGCCAAGUCAUAUUAUCAUAAUUCACUUUGCAAGCGGGCCUUGCCGACAUAUUGCAGGUGGGUUGUUGGCUGCAGUUCGGUUGUGGUUUUUUGAAAGUUUUACUUUCUGAAUUUUCCCUGGAAAGCAUAAUCUUCUUGCCCUACAAACGCCUCACUCAAAUACUUCGAUUUUUUAGUCUACUGCUGUUUUUAAGUGUUCAAGAGUCUUAAAUCAUUGCUGCUAAUUUUGCUUGUUGAUCUUUUUAUCUUUCUUUCGGUAAACUGCUUCGAGGUUCCUUUAUGUCAUGGGUAGGCAAACUAAGGCCCGGGGGCCAGAUCCGGCCCAAUCGCCUUCUAAAUCCGGCCUGCGGACAGUCUGGGAAUCAGCGUGUUUUUACAUGAGUAGAAUGUGUCCUUUUCUUUAAAAUGCAUCUCUGGGCCUAAGUUUUAAUUUAUAUAUUUUUAAACUGUUGCUAUAUCUGUACUGUCCCUGCAAUACCUAAUUGCAAAUUCAAAUGUAUCCCUAUCGUGUUUUAUGACUUCCUUGAUAUUGUGUGUGGGCUGGAACUGGUCUGUGACCGAAAUAAUAAAAGUCAUUCAUGCAUCUCUGGGUAAUUUGUGGGGCCUGCCUGGUGUUUUUACAUGAGCAGAAUGUGUGCUUUUAUUUAAAGUGCAUCUCUGGGUUAUUUGUGGGGCAUAGGAAUUCGUUCAUUAUUAUUAUUUUCAAAAUACUGUAUAGUCCAGCCCCCCACAAAGUCUGAGGGACAGUAGACCGGCCCCCUGCUGAAAAAGUUUGCUGACCCCUGCUUUAUGUGUUACAAUCAAGUGGUGUAUAAGUUUUUAUGAAACAAGCAAGCAAACAAACAAAUAAGACUGGCUUUGCUGCAUUUGCUUCAGCACCAAUUUUUGUGUCCUUUCAGUGACCUGACCAAAGCAGCGUUGGACUACACUGCAAGGUCAUCGUCAGCCGCUGUUUCUCAGUCUCCUCUGCCCCUUCUGCUUGCAAUUUAGUUAUGCUAAUACCAGGCUGGCGCUGUGGGUUAAACCACAGAUCAGAAGGAUCGGCAAGAUCAGACUUGCCGAUCAGAAGGUCGGCGGUUCGAAUCCCUGCGACGGGGUGAGCUCCUGUUGUUCAGUCCCAGCUCCUGCCCACCUAGCAGUUCAAAAGCAUGUCAAAGUGCAAGUAAAUAAAUAGGUGCAAGUAGUAAAAAUACCUUCCAGCGGGAAGGUAAACGGCGUUUCCGUGCACUGCUCUGGUUUGCCAGAAGCGGCUUAGUCGUGCUGGCCACAUGACCCGGAAGCUGUAUGUCUGCUCCCUCGGCCAAUAAAGCGAGAUGAGCGCCACAACCCCAGAGUCGGCCACGACUGGACCUGAUGGUCAGGGGUCCCUUUACCUUUACCUUUAAUACCAGGCUAUCUCUAAGUGUUUGCCAAAAUCCCAGAGGUUUCAGCCUCUCUUGAAGGAUGGAGCCAGAGCAAAAAAUGGGUGGAAACGAUUCCUUUUCUCUUUCUGCCACUCUUCGUGUAUUGCAGGGGUUUGGACUUCGUAGACUCAGUAGCAGGAAAUAUGCGUGUAUUAUCUAUGAUAUUGUUUAAGGCGCUUACCUAACAACUUUGGCUGUGUUUGAUUUCACCACAAAAUCAAUACCAUAAAGCACACAGACCUAAGGGAAGGGGCUGGCAGGUGAAGAUCUACAGUGGUACCUUGGUUCUCAAACGCCUUGGCACUCAAAAAACUUGAACUUUUUUUGGAAGCCGAACAUGCUCUGUUUUGAGUGUGAUGCUUCUGUUUUGAGUCCCACACUUCCAAUUUGAGUGUUACUGAGAUCUGUGCAUUUUUGGUUUUGUGGCUCUUUUUCGUUUCGUUUUUGUGACUGUGUGGAACCCAGUUUGGCUACUGUUUGAUUGAUUGUGUGACUGCAGUACAGUGGUACCUCGGGUUAAGUACUUAAUUCGUUCCGGAGGGCCAUUCUUAACCUGAAACUGUUCUUAACCUGAAGCACCACUUUAGCUAAUGGGGCCUCCUGCUGCCACCGCGCCACUGGAGCACAAUUUCUGUUCUCAUCCUGAAGCAAAGUUCUUAACCUGAAGCACUAUUUCUGGGUUAGCGGAGUCUGUAACCUGAAGCGUAUGUAACCUGAAGCAUAUGUAACCCGAGGUACCACUGUACAGCCUUCUCUAAAAACCCACCUUUACUUGCCGGGCCUGACUGAUGACACAGGGAAGGCUAAACAGCUGCUGCAGAAAAGCUUUCAGAUCUUCCACAGUCAGCUUGGUCCGUGUCCUUCCGCUCUCUGGGGUCAGUCUACUAUGGGGAAAGAAAAGAACCUUGUAAAUCACAUACACAGUUCCUGGAGGGCAACAGAGUCAACAAACAGGCCAAGUUCAAGGUGUUGGUACUAGCAUGUAAAACCCUAUACUGACCAGGACCAGUUGUUCUCUGGGGAAGUUUCUCCUGCAAAUUCCAAACAUCUCAGAAGCCCAUUCCGCAGUAAUUUGGAGCAGGGCUUUUAGUGUGGCUGCCCAUUCUGUGGAACAGCAUUCCUGUCAAGAUGCAACAGGUGUCACUAUCCACACUUUUUAGCAACUUUUUUUGUUGCUGUUGUUCCAACAGGUUUUCCCAGCUGGAUAAAUAUGUCAUUGCCAUGAGUGUCUAUUUUGUAUCAUUUUAGUUUUGUUUUAAAUGUACUGUAUUGGGUGUUUUUGUGUUUAACUGUUUUUUACUCUUUUAUUGAACAUCGCCUUGAGGCCAUUGAGACAAAGGCAAAUGUGAUUAAUAAAUUAACAACAGCAACACAUAGUAAAUUUCCUCCGGUUAUGUAAACAAAUCUGUUACAUAAAAUCGAGGCUGUAGGGGAGUUUGAGGCCUUACCAUCACACACUCUGAAAAACAGAGUUCAGAUGUUAACUAUGUAAUAAUUUAAAAGCUGUUCAGCCCAAUAUUUUAUCAAAAUUAAUAGUAGUGUAGAUUUUCAUGUAAAGAUACAAAGUUAAAGCUUGCCAAAAUCUCCACCUCACAACAAGCACAAAUAUUUGGGGACAACAUUGCUCAAUUCUGUCACCAUCAACCUAACUUUUGAAGGUGAAGUAACCAGAGCAGGGCCUCCAUCAGUGAUUUUUAUUAACUUGCAAGUUCACAUGGAGGAGAAGGAAGUCCUUCAGGAUACCCAUGUAAAUAUAAAUUAGGUCUUUCUAGCUGCACCCAGAAGCAGCAAAAUUCCUUCAGCGUGAGCAAAAUACGAUCAACACCAGUUUGGUCAUUUUUGAACACAUUAUUUCCAAUUUGAAAUGUUUCACCAGUUCCCUAAUUCUCUCGCCAUUGCAAAAGUUUUCUACAAGCAUUCUCUAGGGGGUAGAAUCCUUCUGAUUUGACUUCUCUAAACACUUUCCAAUUUCUCCCCCCUUCACGGCCAAACUGUCUUUGGCACAUCCCCCAACCGCCCACCCUUCUGUCAUGAGAGUCAUUUCUUUGCAGACCAUGGCAGCCAGCCCCACAUCCAAGCACUCUGGGUCGGCAGCCAUCUUGAAAAUUAGCUCCUCAUGAGAGAACACACAGUGACGCCUCAGUCGCCGAUAAUGGCUGACACACUGCCGACCUAUUGGAAGCUAGAGAUGCGAGAAGCGAGAUAUCUGGUUUAGAACUAUCCCCAGCUCAUCUUGGGCUUCCAUACUGGAGUUCAUGAGAAAAACACGUUAAAAUGGUCUCAUUAAAUGAUAUAGGCAAUUAUAAUGAGCAUCAAGUGUGUCACACUAUCCAGGAGUAGGGUCUCCAGGGGCCUUGGGUAAGCCAAGCUCUUUGGAGUCAACUUGGAGGGGAUAUGAGGGAAUUGCUUGUGUGAGGUCUCGAACCCAAGGGCUUCAUUUCACAUGAAGCCAAAAGAGACUCAAAUAGCCUGUCUGAAAUCAGCCUCUCCCCCAGAAACUCCAAGCCAACCAUAUAAUUAGCUGGGAACAAAAAAAGAUAAACAGCAAUUGGGAUGAGAAGCAAAAAACAAGAGGAGUGAGACUUGAAAGUCUCUCAAGGGGAUACCAUCUCCUCAUAAUAUCUGAGAAACCAAAGAAGCUGCAAGAGCCAACACAUUUUAACAGAGGAAAAUUAUGUCAACAUAGUAACAGAGUAAGAGUUAGACUUACAUUGCAAGACUUGAAGUAUAUCACCUAGUCUCCUGCCAACAGUAAUUAUUUCAGCCAAAAAACAAGUGAGGCAACCUUAAAGAUCAGAUAUCCAAAAAAGGGAAAUUUUGCCUCACUUGAAUAUGAAAAAAGUAGAAAAUACAAAGGUUCUUUCAGAAUGAUCAACUUUGCAUUAUAUUGCAACAUUGCAUUAUACCAAUUUUAAUUUUAAAGCUCUGGUUCUAUUAAAAGAGAAGGUGUCCAAAUGCGGAGCAAACAGACAAAAGGACUUUCCAAAAUAUAUAGUAUAUCCAUUUCAUGUUCUUCAGAGUGGUGAAUAAAGGUUUGACUUUGUAAGUCAGUACAGUGGAUGCUCAGGUUGCGAACGUGAUCCGUGCGGGAUGCGUGGGUUGCGAUUCAGCGCUUCUGUGCAUGUGCAAAGCGCGAUUUAGCACUUCUGCUCAUGCGCAACCGCCGAAACCCGGAAGUAACCCGUUCCAGUACUUCCAGGUUUCGGCGGUCCACAACCUGAAAAACGCAACCUGAAGUGGCUAUAGCCCAAGGUAUGACUGUAUUGAACAAGUUUCAAUUUCCCCAAUAUGUGAGAUUUAAUUUCGAAAAAGACGAUUACUACACAGAGCAUGUCACAGCCUCUGGAAAUUCUGCAAGGUUUCAGCUUGCAUCUAAGCUAGAUAAAAUACCCAGGCUUUGGACUGCAACAAGGGUUGUGCUUAAAAUUGGUUUGAUGCAAGGUAUUUUGACCAUUCAGCCUUAUGUAACUUAUCAUCAUAGCAUGGUGUAAUACAGUAUGAUAUGCAUAAAUUAUUCAAGGGGCUUAUACGAGUGGACACAGAGGUAACAAUAGUGUUGUGUCUUUUGCUCAAUAAAAAAAAAAUACACAGACAAUAUGAGAAAAUUUAAAAGCAAACCUUUAGCAAUGUAUCUGGAUAUGCUGGUUUAAUAAAGUUUUAACGAGGUGUCUUAAUACAUGCCUGUCUAAUGUAAACAGCAUAUUAGGAUUUGGAUACUAAACCACCAUAGAGUUAUUAUAGUAAGUUGCUUGUUCCAUACUAAUGGCAAGAAGCAAACUGGAGAGCUGCCAAACCUUACCAGCAAAAAGCUAAAUAGCCACAACUGUAUUUUGCCCAAUGUAGAGAAAACUGCACCUUGAGCUGUAACCAAAACAGUAAUCCUUUUCAGAUGGGUACUACGUGGAUGCCUUUUAAUAUAUAGCACCAGACAGUGCCCAGAUAAGAGAAAAGCUAGGUUAUGCCAGAUGUAUACAGACCCAGUCAGCAGUGCAGAAGUUCACAGCUUCAGCAAAAUUGUAUCCUUGAUUAAAUCCAGAGUGAUAGGCACGUGGAAAAGUCACAACAAAUUUGCCAGCACACUGAUUGGUCCGGUACACCUAGAGAACACCUAGUACACCUAGUGAGAAGUGAGAGAUUUUGGAAAGAAAGCAUCAUUAUCAUAUUCAUCUUUCAGAAACGGAGAUUAACAUGGCUGGUAGUAACUACUAAUUCAUGCAUGAACUAUGCUAUCACCUUUUCCCUUCUCAACCACUUUAUAGAAUCUACCAACUGAUGCAGGCUGCAAGGAAACUGGUUUUUAAACCUCAAUCUUUGUACAUAAGGCUCUUGGGGCAUAUCGCCAAAGGAGCAUCUUUCCACUAUCUACAAGUGAAAUCACUAGUUGCCUAGAUAAGGGUUAAAAGCGUUUAGAACACAAUCUAUACACAGUAGCUAGAAGGAUGUCGGGGUUGAUGGUGUUGAAAGCUACUUAAGAUUCCACUGGGAAACCUUCACAGUCCAGUUCCUGGCACAGGUUUUUCAGACCUACCAAAGCAAUCUCAGUUCCAUAAUCAGGCCUGAAGCUGGAUUGAAAUGAAUCUACAGAGUGUUUAAAAUGCUAUUCCAAGUCAUUCUGUGUGACACAAGACAAGUAACCUAUAGGCAGGUAAAGGUUCUGCAGAACUUACAGGCACACCAUUAGCUCCAUUAGCACACUGGGGUUCAUGAUGGUUACUAGCUGGUGCAGAAGGUCAGGUUGAUUCUCAAAUAGUUCCGGAGCAAGCUCUCGCAUUACUUCCUCCAGCUGUUCUGUUGCAUGGGAGGGCACUCCAUGCCACGUCUUUGGCUCUCCCCUAGCAAAACAUAUCAUCCAUUACCACAAAGAAAGCACAUUCUAGCAUGAGGCGUAUUUUCCAACCCUAAUCUACAAAUAGGCCCAGUCUUCUAGAAGCAGUAGAAGUUUGCCAAGAAUAAAUUGAACUGGAAAACAAGAUGCUUCAAGUCAAGGAUAAGCUACGUACCGUAUUUUUCGCUCUAUAAGACGCACCAGACCACAAGACGCACCUAGUUUUUGGAGGAGGUAAACAAGAAAAAAAAUAUUCUGAAUCUCAGAAGCCAGAACAGCAAGAGGGAUCGCUGCGCAGUGAAAGCAGCGAUCCCUCUUGCUGUUCUGGCUUCUGGGAUAGCUGUGCAGCCUGUAUUCGCUCCAUAAGACGCACACACAUUUCCCCUGUCUUUUUAGGAGGGAAAAAGUGAGUCUUAUAGAGCAAAAAAUACGGUAUUUAUAAGCCUGGUCUUCAGGUAAUACACAAGCAAGGAGGAUGCUGAGCAAUUGCAGGGAAACAUAUGAUUGUUCAGAAAUUGACUAAGGAGGUUCACAGACAUUACUCUGGCCCGUCCUACAUAUUUCACCACAAAAUCAAUACCGUAAAGCAGACAGACCUAAGAGAUCUAUUUGCAUUCCAACACUCUGAGGUUGGGAGAAUUCCGCCAGCCGCCAAUCAGGGCAAAGUUCCAGGUGCUGUUUUUGGUGCAUAAAGCCUUGGAAUAACCCCAAAGAUCAUCUCUCCCCCCUUAUAUACUCAGCAGACCCCUGCGCUCUGCAGGUGAGGUCUUCCAGGGAGUCUUUUCCACACUAUGUCAGAACGGAAUGCCUCACCGUGGGAUGUUUUUCCUGUUAAACAUUAGACAGGCGUCCUUUGGGUGCCGGCUGAAUAUCUUCCUCUUUGUGCCUCACUCCAGUCUUCAUCUGGGGUUAAUAUUUUAAAAGAUGCUUAUUGGUUGUUGUCAGACGACGUUGGGCUCCUUGGGGAGCCCAGCUGUUUCAGAGUGUUGGAUUCCAAAGGGAGUGGAUUUCCCCUUUAUUUAUGGCUUCUAGACAGAGUCUGGACUGCUGUCAGUCUGGAAUUCCUGAGCUGCGAUUCCUGCCUUGCAGAGAGUUGGACUAGAUUAAUCUCCUUCCAACUACAGUGGUACCUCGGGUUAAGUACUUAAUUCGUUCCGGAGGUCCGUUCUUAACCUGAAACUGUUCUUUUUUUUUUAAUAACUUUUUUUAUUCAAAAUUAAAACAAAACAUAUUAUCCAGAAACAUAUCAUCCUUAUUUCCCCCCCAUUUUUCCUCCCUCCCCCUCCCUCCCCCCACAGAACCCACCCACCCCCACCCCCCGAUUUCCCUCAGUUCCAGUCUUUGAUUUCUCUAAAAAUGCUGUUUUCUGCAUGUUACACAGUUGUAUACUGUGUAUACUAUUUAGCUGAUUAUUAUCAAUAAAAAGUUUCUGAAUGUUUAUUCAAAACCAGCCAAGGAGCCCAGUUCGCUUUGUUGUGUCUUCAAAUACCUCGUAAAGGGUUCCCAUUCAUCUUUAAAGUCACAGUUAUCCUUGUCCCAACCUGAAACUGUUCUUAACCUGAAGCACCACUUUAGCUAAGGGAGCCUCCUGCUGCUGCCGCGCCACCGGAGCACAAUUUAUGUUCUCAUCCUGAAGCAAAGUUCUUAACCCCAGUCUGUAACCUGAAGCGUCUGUAACCCGAGGUACCACUGUAUACGGUUCUAUGCUUCUACACAAACUUAAUAAAUAAGGAAAUAAUAAUCAUCAUAAUAAAGUUAUUAUUUAUACCCCGCCCAUCUGGCUGGGUUUCCCCAGCCAAUCUGGGCAGCUUCCAGCAAAAUAUUAAAAUACAAUAAUUCGUCAAAUUUUAAAAACUUCCCUAAACAGGGCUGCCUUCAGGUGUCCUAUAGAAGUCAGAUACAGUGAUACCUCGGGUUACAGACGCUUCAGGUUACAGACUCCGCUAACCCAGAAAUAGUACCUCGGGUUAAGAAGUUUGCUACAGGAUGAGAACAGAAAUUGUGCUCCAGCGGAGCGGUGGCAGCAGGAGACCCCAUUAGCUAAAGUGGUGCUUCAGGUUAAGAACAGUUUCAGGUUAAGAACGGACCUCCAGAACGAAUUAAGUUCUUAACCCGAGGUACCACAGUAGUUGUUUCUUUCCUUGACAUCUGAUGGGAGGGCGCCACUACUGAGAAGGCCCUCUGCCUGGUUCCCUGUAACCUCACUUCUCGCAGAGAGGGAACCGCCAGAAGGCCCUUGGAGCUGGACCUCAGUGUCCAGGCUGAACUAUGGGGGUGGAGACGCUCCUUCAGGUCUACUGGACUGAGGUCGUUUAGGGCAUGGGUAGGCAAACUAAGUCCCGGUGGCCGGAUCCUGCUCAAUCACCUUCUAAAUCCGGCCUGCGGACGGUCCGGGAAUCAGCGUGUUUUUACAUGAGUAGAAUGUGUCCUUUUCUUUAAAAUGCAUCUCUGGGUGAUUGGUGGGGCCUGUCUGGUGUUUUUACAUGAGUAGAAUGUGUGCUUUUAUUUAAAAUGCAUCUCUGGGUUAUUUAUGGGGCAUAGGAAUUUGUUCAUAUUUUCCCCCCAAAAUAUAGUUCGGCCCCCCACAAGGUCUGAGGGACAGUGGACCGGCCCCCUGCUGAAAAAGUUUGCUGACCCCUGGUUUAGGGCUUUUAAAUGUCAGCACCAACACUUUGAACACCCAAAACGGAGCAUGUUCAGCUUCCAAAAAAAGUUCGCAAACCAGAACACUUACUUCCGGGUUUGCAGCGUUUGGGUUCCAAGUUGUUUGAGUACCAAGGUGUUUGAGAACCGAGGUUACCCCUAUAUUCUUAACAUACUAGCUUUCUUGAAAUGUGGCUUAGAUUCACGGGGGAAUCCCUCGUCCUGCCCUCUGGAGCACAGAAAACAAACACCCUCCAUCAUCUACACAACAGCCCUUCCGAUAUCUGAAGAUGGCUUAAUUGUUGCAUCUCCAGCAUAAAGAUUUUACAUCCCUUCCUGGGUUGGAAGGGCUGCUCAGAAAAAAGUUGCACAUUGCUGUUUUCUCGUUUCCCCCGAAGCUUGUUCAUUUCCUCGAACGAAUGCAAGCCUCUGUUCUUCAGAAACUUCCUUCCUCUUCCCAAAUUAUUUAGACUCUUCCCCCCCUUUCCCGUCAUCACCCCUGUUCACCCCCAACUGCCUAUGGGUUCCCCCCUCCAAAGUUGUGUCCACACAUUGUGUACAUGGGUCGCGGUUUCCCCUUUUUGUCCCUUCCUCUCAAGUAGAACUUCCCCGUCCACCAUAACUUCUGCAAACCAGCAGGAAUUUGUUUGUUUUUUAAAUAUUUUUUAUUGAUCAAUUUCCACAUAACAAAUUAUCAAACCUUAUAAUCACAUACAUUAUUCCCCCCCCCUUUUCUCCCCCCACCAAGGACUUCUCUCAGUUCCUCUCCCUGAUUUCUCUUCACAUAUUUUCUCUGCAUAUUAUAAAAUUGUACAUAUCCUUACAAUGUCAUAGCAAUGACAAACCUAGACAGCAUCUUAAAAAGCAAAGACAUCACCUUGCCAACAAAGGUCCGUAUAGUUCAAGCUAUGGUUUUCCCAUUAGUGAUAUAUGGAAGUGAGAGCUGGACCAUAAAGAAGGCUGAUCGCUGAAGAAUAUGAUGCUUUUGAAUUCUGGUGCUGGAGGAGACUCUUGAGAGUCCUGUGGACUGCAAGAAGAUCAAACCUCUCCAUUCUGAAGGAAAUCAGCCCUGAGUGCUCACUGGAAGGACAGAUCCUGAAGCUGAGGCUCCAAUACUUUGGCCGCCUCAUGAGAAGAGAAGACUCCCUGGAAAAGACCUUGAUGUUGGGAAAGAUGGAGGGCACAAGGAGAAGGGGACGACAGAGGACGAGAUGGUUGGACAGUGUUCUCGAAGCUACCAACAUGAGUUUGACCAAACUGCGGGAGGCAGUGGAAGACAGGAGUGCCUGGCGUGCUCAGGUCCAGGGGGUCACAAAGAGUCGGACACGACUAAACGACUAAACAACAACAACAUAUCCUUACAUAUCUAUCCAUCAUGUUAUCAACCAAUUAAUUUGUGUAUAUUUAUUCAAAACCUGCCAAGGAGUCUGGUUCAUUUUGUUGUCUUUUUAAAUAGUUCCCAUUCCUCGCUGAAGUCACAAUUGUUCUUGUCUCGCAAUCUGUAAGUCAGUUUGGCCAGUUCUGCAUAAUUCAUCAAUUUCUAUUGACAUUGUUCUUUCGUGCCGCUCUUAUAGCAUACAUAAAUAAAUUCUUUGUUUUCCUUGGCAGGUUUUGUCCUACAAUCUCUAACAAAAAUACUUCUCAAACCAGCAGGAAUUUGUUUAACCUGUGUACGUGCCAUAUCUACUUGAAAGUGCCAAGGCAGAACUUAAUUUUCAAAACUCUUACAUUAUAUUUGUUGAUUGACUGUUGCUGAAGGACGGAAUAGGAUUUCACACUUUCGCCUUCAUAUCUUCAGAAGAGUUGACUCAUUUGACCUUUUGGCUGGUGUUUUUGGAGUAUAUUAACAACCAAACUCAUUCCCACCAGAUUUAACUUUAUUGGUACAGUGGUGCCUCGCAAGACGAAAUUAAUCCGUUCCACGAGUCUCUUCGUCUUGCGGUUUUUUCGUCUUGCGAAGCACGGCUAUUAGCGGCUUAGCGGCUAUUAGUGGCUUAGCGGCUAUUAACGGCUUAGCGGCUUUAAGAAAAAGGAAACAAACUCGCAAGAACUCGCAAUACGUUUCGUCUUGCAAAGCAAGCCCAUAGGGAAAUUUGUCUUGUGGAACGACUCAAAAAACGCAAAACCCUUUCGUCUAGCGAGUUUUUCGUCUUACGAGGCAUUCGUCUUGCGGGGCACCACUGUACUGGUUAUAUACCGCAGUCCACUAUUACUGAGAAGAAGAAUCUUGCUUUCUAGUCUGACUUCAGAUUAAACCUCUCUGUGUUUUCCGAUGUCAUAUCCAACCAUGUGGAUCUAGAAUAGAAAGUCACCACCUGACGCUUGCUUUUGUUUCGUAAAAUAAUUUGACUGCUUAAUAACAUUUUAAAGUGGGGGGAAACCGUGUAACAAUUCCAAUUUGCACUAAACAGCAGUUUUUUAAAAGGGCGUGUCGCUCUCAGCCAAGAAACCUGAGGUCUCAUCUGGGUACGUACAGAAGUAUUUCCUUCCAAGAAAACAGGUGUUUUUCUGAUAUACCAGAUUUGCACAAAAAAGUAGGGGGUGAUGCAGGCCGCCUCUUGGAUGAGAAGGUUGUCUUGUGGAUGCCAGAGAUGCACACAUCCACACACACACAAAGAGAGACACAAGCAGCUUCAAAUCCUCACUGAAUUCCAGUGUGGAUGUGAGACCCAGAACUACAGUUCCCAGAAUUCCCUGGGAAAAGGGGUUGAUUUUUCAGCAUGGUUUGUAGCUCUGGGAGGGGACCAGGGGUUUCCUUAUAACUCUCAGCAACCUUAACAAACCAUAAUACCUAGGAUUCUUUGUGUGAGAGCGGGGGGGAAGCCGUGGCUGUUUAAAGUGGCAUGAAACUGCUUUAAGUCUACAGUGCAAACAGUACUCAGUACUGAGCUAUAGCGACUCGGUUUGAGGCAGUUUCUUAUACCAUGUUCCUUUAGCUUUUUUUAAAAAAAAAUUAUCACAGUUGUUGUUAGUAGUAGUAUUGAGAUGACCAGCCAGAAUGAAACGGCUCUUACUUUUGGCCUACUUUUGUUGAAGGAAAUUGUGCAAUGAGGUUUUCCAUUCACUGAAAUAAAAAAAAGGAAGAAAGAACACACUGUAACAAUGGGGGGGAAAUGUAAGAAUAAAACAGAAGCAAAAGUAAAAACCAGUGGCCCGAUGUUAGGAAAUUCCUUAAAGUACAAUGGGAAAUCAUUGUCAGAGGGAGGCAUGUUUCACCGGGAGUAGCAGCUGUGGAAAAGGCGUACCGAGCCGUAGGAAUUUCUGGGAAGGAGUUUGAAAAUGUAAUUUGCAUUGCACUAGAAACUGAUAUCUGGAUGAAUACUGCCGUAUCCUCAAUGAAAUUGUCUUUUUUAAAGCCAGGUGGGUUGCUAUCGCUAUAUCUAGCAGCAGGAGUAAAUUCCGUAGUUUAGCCAUUGCAUAUUGGUUCAUUAAGAUAUUUCUCGCUUCACCCAAAAAUGCUUGCAGAGCAGUUUGCGACAGGAUAAGGCAGCUGUGUAAGGAGCGAUAAGGUUAAAAAUAACCGCGUGUCGAGACCCUGUGACCCCACAGUUCCCUAGGGAGUGAAUAACCAGACACGGCAGCAGCAUACAGUGGUGCCUUGGUUCUCAAAUGCCUUGGAACUCAAACAAUUUGGAACCCAAACAUUGCAAACCUGGAAGUAAGUGUUCCGGUUUGCGAAUUUUUUCUGAAAGUCGAACGUGCUCCGCUUUGAGUGUUAUGCUUCUGUUUUGAGUGUUACGCUGAGGUCUGUCUGUUUUUGCUGUUUAUUUUGUGUUUUUGUUUUUGCGGCUCUUUUUGUUUUAUUUUUGUGACACUGUGGAACCCAGUUCAGCUCCUGGUUGAUUGAUUGAUUGAUUGAUUGAUUGUGUAAUUGCAGUACAGUGGUACCUUCGGGUUACAUACACUUCAGGUUACAUACGCUUCAGGUUACAGACUCUACUAACCCAGAAGUAGUACUUCAGGUUAAGAACUUUGCUUCAGGAUGAGAACAGAAAUCGUGCGGCAGCAGCAGGAGACCCCAUUAGCUAAAGUGAUACCUCAGGUUAAGAACAGUUUCAGGUACCACUGUACCACUGUACAUUGCUUAUUGCUUUCAUUUUAUGGAUCAAUGGUCUUGUUAGAUAGUAAAAUCCAUGUUAAAUUGCUGUUUUAGGGGUUGUUUUUAAAAGUCUGGGAGGGAUUAAUCCGUUUCACAUUGCUUUCUAUGGGAAAGUGCGCCUUGGUGUUGGAAUGCUUUGGUUUUGGAACGGACCUCCGGAACGGAUUAAGUUUGAGAACCAAGGUACCACUGUAUUGGUUUUUGGGUUCAAACAGGCCACAACUUUAUCGGUUGAAGAUGUGAACUGUUUGGCAUACACACUGGGGGAAGCCAGCACUAUUCCAUCAGCUGGAAGUGUAUCAAACCAUCUAUGGAAGGGGUGCACUUGACCCAUAUCAAAUAGGGGAACACCCCAAGGGGUUCCCAUUGGAGGAGUGCUAUGGCCCAAACCCUGCCUGGACAUUGGAGCUCUCCUCCCAGAUAUUUUUAACGGAAUAUCCUUUAUGCAGGAGGGGCAGGCAGAGGCUAUAAUCUCCCCUCCAGCCAAAACCUAGACUUCCCCAAUGCCAAACCUCACAAAGUUGUGACGAUUGCUAUGAGGUAGGCGAAAGCCAGAUGGCCAGUGCUGAUUUUCCUCCUCCUCCUCCUCCUCCUCCUCCUCCUCCUCCUCCUCCUCCUCCUCCUCUUCUUCUUCUUCUUCUUCUUCUUCUUCUUCUUCUUCUUCUUCUUCUUCUUCUUCUUCUUCUUCUUCGAAUCAUAGAAUCAUCGAGUUGGAAGAGACCACAAGGGCCAUCGAGUCCAACCCCCUGCCAAGCAGGAAACACCAUCAGAGCACUCCUGACAUAUGGUUGUCAAGCCUCUGCUUAAAGACCUCCAAAGAAGGAGACUCCACCACACUCCUUGGCAGCAAAUUCCACUGUCAAACAGCUCUUACUGUCAGGAAGUUCUUCCUAAUGUUUAGGUGGAAUCUUCUUUCUUGUAGUUUGGAUCCAUUGCUCCGUGUCCGCUUCUCUGGAGCAGCAGAAAACAACCUUUCUCCCUCCUCUAUGUGACAUCCUUUUCUAUAUUUGAACAUGGCUAUCAUAUCACCCCUUAACCUCCUCUUCUCCAGGCUAAACCUGCCCAGCUCCCUUAGCCGUUCCUCAUAAGGCAUCGUUUCCAGGCCUUUGACCAUUUUGGUUGCCCUCCUCUGGACACGUUCCAGUUUGUCAGUGUCCUUCUUGAACUGUGGUGCCCAGAACUGGACACAGUACUCCAGGUGAGGUCUGACCAGAGCAGAAUACAGUGGCACUAUUACUUCCCUUGAUCUAGAUGCUAUACUCCUAUUGAUGCAGCCCAGAAUUGCAUUGGCUUUUUAGCUGCCGCGUCACACUGUUGGCUCAUGUCAAGUUUGUGGUCAACCAAGACUCCGAGAUCCUUUUCACAUGUACUGCUCUCAAGCCAGGUGUCACCCAUCUUGUAUUUGUGCCUCUCAUUUUUUUUUGCCCAAGUGCAAUACUUUACAUUUCUCCCUGUUAAAAUUCAUCUUCUUCUUUUUCUUCUAUUUAUUUUCAGGGGCAGCCUCUACAUUGUGCAUGACCUCUAAUCAAAAGGGGGAUGUCACAAUUUCACUCUGUUUCAUUCCAAGAUGUUUCUGCCUUUGAGAGAUCCCAGAUUUAUUUCCCCCCAAUGCUUUCCUUUAACCUUUCCUGAAACAGCUGUCUGACCUUUUCCUGAAAGUAGUAAAGGAAAACCAUUAAGGUUAUCACCCAGAUGCAAGCAGCUGGAGUUGCUGAACCAGAUGGCUUCCAUUUGCAAUACAGUGGUGCCUUGGGUGACAGACGCUUCAGGUUACAGACUCCGCUAACCCAGAAAUAGUACCUCAGGUUAAGAACUUUGCUUCAGGAUGAGAACAGAAAUCGUGCUCCGGCAGCAGCGGGAGGCGCCAUUAGCUAAAGUGGUACCUCAGGUUAAGAACAGUUUCAGGUUAAGAAUGGACCUCCAGAACGAAUUAAGUUCUUAACCCGAGGUACCACUGUAUAGCAAGCCCUUUGUCUCUCUUCUAACCCAAUGCCCCUGAUCAGAUAUGGUACAGUCCUCUCCCCACCUUGAGCCACCAUAAACAUUCUCUCAGCGCCGGGUGGAAACUUAGUGGCUUCUUCCAGGCACUUAAUGGAUUAGGAUUAUUUUGCUUUUUGUUGAUUUUGCUGCUGUUUUGUUGGGUUUGUUUUAUAAGAUAUCGUUGGGCUUCCUCCUUUUCCCCCUGCUGAUUUUGUGCUAUUUUAUGCAUUUAAAAGUUUGGGAGCGCCACAUGUGUCAGCAGCCUAAUAAAUUGAAAUAGUAAAAAAAUAAAAAUAAGUUGCCCAGUUUUCUGCAGAAUAAAGGUAAAGGACCCCUGACAGUUAAGUCCACUCACAAACAACUCUGGGGCUGAGGUGCUCAUCUCACUUUACCGGCUGAGGGAGCUGACGUUUGUCCGCAGACAAUUUUUCCGGGUCAUGUGGCCAGUAUGACUAAGCCACUUCUGGUGAAACCAGAGCAGCGCAUGGAAACGCCGUUUACCGGCUUAGAGCAGCUUUCGCCAAUAUCUGAGGCCCUCCAGAAAUGGCUAGGCUACAACUCACACUGGCUGAAGCCAAUGUUAGAAAAGGCAGGCUUAGAGGUUUUGAUGAUUCAAUGGUAAAGAAAUCCUCUUAAAGAAUAAUGAUAAUUAUUCUUUGGCCAGGGCACAGCCUGACUCCCUCCUUUGGCAAUCUUCACAGAACUCUAGCCCAAUGGUUGCCAUUAAUUUGAUUUGAAUUAAUUUUAUAAUGAAAUGAUUUUAGACUGUUGUAUUAUUUUAUUGUUGUUAGCUGCCCUGAGCCCGGCUUUGGCUGGGGAGGGUGGGAUAUAAAUAAAAAUUAUUUAUUUGCCGUAUUUUUUGCACCAUAACACUCACUUUUUUCCUCCUAGAAAGUAAGGGGAAAUGUUAUGGAGCAAAUGCCUGCGGGUGGCGGGGGGGAUCUGCUGCAGUUGUGAGCAGAGGAUCCAUGGUUCCCCUUCCUUCCCUCCUCUGUGGCUCGCUUUGAAACAGCAAAGCGGGAGAAGAGCCGCUGAGUGGGGAGGAGAGAGGGACAGAGAGCCUGCUUCUUUAAAGGAGCAAAGCGGGAGGGGAGAGGAGCCUUCUCCCCUUAUACCCCUCUUCUUCAUUAUUAGCCACAUCCUUCUCCACCCACCCCACGCGUGCUUCUUCUCCCCUUAAACCCCUCUCCUGCAUUAUUAGCAGCAUCCUUCUCCACACACCCCACAUGUGCUCCUUGUCCCUUGAGUGCUUUUCCUUCCUUCCCCACUUAAAACGUGGUUACAAAGCAUGGAUCCACAUGGAUCCUCAGGAUUUUUGCAUUGGGCUACUCCAAACUCACUGUCAGAUCACAUGUCUGUGGCCACAGCAUGAACCACAAAAAUCAUACAUCCACUGUUUCGUUUAGAAUAUUUUUUUUCUUGUUUUCCUCCUCUAAAAACUACGUGCGUGUUAUGGUCUGGUGCGUGUUAUAGAGCGAAAAAUAUGGUAUAUUAUUAUUUAUAAUAAAAUGACACAGGACCAAAACACAGCAAGCGUAUCUUUGCGCAAUGCGUAAAUGAACGAAAGGUAAUCAUUUCAGAUUACCUUCACUGUUCUGGAUCUAAAACUAAAACUAGCACGUAUUAAGUUUAAGGGCCCCUGGACGGUUAAGUCCAGUCGAAUUCGACUAUGGGGUGCUGCGCUCAUCUCGCUUUCAGGCCGAGGGAGCCGGCGUUUGUCCACAGACAGCUUUCCGGGUCAUGUGGCCAGCAGGACUAAACCGCUUCUGGCGUAACGGGACACCGUGAUGGAAACCAGAGUGCACAGAAAUACCGUUUAUCGUCCCGCCGUAGUGGUACCUAUUUAUCUACUUGCACUGGUGUGCUUUCAAACUGCUAGGUUGGUAGGAGAUGGGACAAAGCAAUGGGAGCUCACCCCAUCGUGCAGAUUUGAACCGCCGAUCAAAUAUACCAGCCGAGGAAUUAAUGGCCCUUUCUCAUGCUAGGAUUUAUUUGAUCGAGCACAGAUUGUGUGUUACUCAUGCGUAAAACAAGUGCUGGAAGUUUAUGUCCCUUUGCUCUUCCUGCAGCUGCAUUAGGAAUGCGGGUGGCGCUGUGGUCUAAACCACUAAGCCUCUUGGGCUUGCUGAUCAGAAGGUUGGUGGUUUGAGUUCCUGCGACGGGGUGAGCUCCCGUUGCUCGGUCCCUGCUCCUGCCAACCUAGCAGUUCGAAAGCACGUCAAAGUGCAGGUAGAUAAAUAGGUACCACUCCGGAAGCCCAGUGUUUGGAGAAGUACAAAUCUACAGGAAUGCCAAAAACAGACCCGUGGGAACUGAGUGUGCUCAGUGUGUGUGUGUGUGUGUGUGUGUGUGUGUGUGUAAUAACAGAAAACUGGGUGGGAGGAGGAAUAGCAUGAAAUAGACUCCGCACUGCGACAUUUUGUCGCAGUGCUCGCUUGCCUUCUUACAAAAAAUGUGCUAACCUCUACAAUGUGUUCUGUAAUACACUAUGCAGUCAUACCUCGGGUUAUAGCCACUUCAGGUUGUGUUUUUUCGGGUUACGGACCACCAAAACCCGGAAGUACCGGAACAGGUUACUUCAGGGUUUCGGCAGCCGUGCAUGCGCAGAAGCACCGAAUCAUGCUUUGCGCAUGCACAGAAGUGCCGAAUCGCAACCCACGCGUGCGCAGACGUGCAUCCCACAUGGAUCAUGUUUGCAACCCGAGCGUCCACUGUAUUACUUUGAAAGGAAGUCUUUCCUUCUGUUUUGCAGAAGAAAGGGGUUCUCUGCCCUCUGGUCUCUCUGCUAUUCCACCCCUGCCCCCCCCCAAAAAAAAAUCCUGGUACCAACCAGUCUGUAUAUUUUAGUCAUUUUCAGAGGUUACGCUCAAGGUGCCCCCGCAAAGUGGGCAAAAAGAGAAGACGGGGCCUCCUUAGUUAUGGCUCCAAGCCUCAGGAAUUCCCUCCCCAGGGUGCCCAGCUGGACACCAGCAUUGUUAUCCUUCCAAUACGAGGCAGGGAUCCUCCUUUGGAGAAUUGAGACACAGUGGAGGCUGUUAAAACUUUAAGAAAUACGGUUUAUUCAACUAUUUACACCUUCAGUUUGCCUGGAGCGAGUUCAGAUCUUACAGCACGGUCAUUUCAAGAGGGGCUUGUCCUCCACAACAGUGUAGCCCUGGAGUCCAAGGUAUUUCUCCCAGCGGAAACGGCGUUUACCUUCCCGCGUUUACCUUCCCGCCACCUAUUUAUCUACUUGUACCGGCAUGCUUUCGAACUGCUAGGUUGGCAGGAGCAGGGACUGAGCAACAGGAGCUCACCCCGUCGCGGGGAUUUGAACCGCCGACCUUCUGAUCGGCAAGUCCUAGGCUCUGUGGUUUAAGCCACAGCGCCACCCACGUCCCUGUCUUUGUAUGCUAGCUGCCUUUAAAAAUGAUUUUUAUGGGAGAACGCAAAGGCUUUUGCCUCCUUAGCUGUGGGUUCUUUUUAGCCAUGAGCUGAGGAUGAAAAUGGCAUAUAUCUGGGCUGGCUAGUACCUAUGGCCCUCUAAACAUGGUGGAGACUGUUGUAGCUUUAAGAAACACAGUUUAUUCCCCUAUUUACACCUUCAGUCUGCAUGCAGGGAGUCCAGAUCUUCAAGAGGGGCUUGUCCCCCACAGCAGUCCAAGGCAUCUCUCCCAGACAGCCUUCAGCCAGUCUGCCCAAGAUGGAUCCCAGUCUUUCUUCUCUCCCUUUCCUCUUCCCAGCACACCUUGUUAAAGACUCUCUUUUCCUGUCACCUCACACUCGGUUACCCCGGCAACCUUCCAACCCCCCCAGUCUCUGUUCACACCUCAGGGCAAGGGGGAAAGGACAGUUUUCUUUCAUUGCCCAAGGCCCUCAAUGGCCCUGAAUUGUUUAUUAAUGGUCCUAGCUUGGCCAAGUCGUUUUGCAUAGGCCUGCCCAGGAAUUCCUCUGCCAGUAGAAAAAAAACAAGUCACGGAACCGAGAAAAUACACAAAACAAAUGAAUCAUAGAAUCAUAGAAUCAUAGAGUUGGAAGAGACCACAAGGGCCAUCGAGUCCAGCUCCCUGCCAAGCAGGAAACACCAUCAGAGCACUCCUGACAUGUGGUUGUCAAGCCUCUGCUUAAAGACCUCCAAAGAAGGAGGUCAUACCUCGGCUUGAAUGUGCUUUGGGUUGAGCGCGUUCGAGUUGCGCUCCGCAGCAACCCAGAAGUAAUGGAUCGCGUUACUUCCGGGUUUCGCCGCUCACGCAUGCGCAGACACUCAAAAGGACGUCAUGCGCGGAAGCGGCAAAAUGCGCCCCGCGCACGCGUGCCAUCACGGCUUAUGUUGCGUUCAGGAUGUGAACAGGGCUCCAGAACGGAUCCUGUUCGUAUCCCGAGAUACCACUGUACUGUGAAAAUCCCUGAAACGAGAAGUAAUCGACUAGAAAUAUUAUCUUAUGGAAAUAAACUAAAUACAAAACAAAAAGUUUAAGAGAAAGCUUAGAAAAACCUAGAAUUGAACAAAGCCUUAAUGGGAUGCCGGCUACAAACCUCGUUUCACUGAACUAUUCCGUUUGCUCAGAAGGAAAUAGAGAAAUCUUAAACCUUAAAUGACCAAAUUCAAAGAAAGGGGGUAAAACUUCCAAAAAUUCUGAAGUAUUAUAAUCCUAGCUCGGCCUAGGUGAAGCAAAGCGCAGUACAGUGGUACCUCGGGUUAAGUACUUAAUUCGUUCUUAACCUGAAACUGUUCUUAACCUGAAGCACCACUUUAGCUAAUGAGGCCUCCUGCUGCUGCCGCGCCGCCGGAGCACGAUUUCUGUUCUCAUCCUGAAGCAAAGUUCUUAACCUGAAGCACUAUUUCUGGGUUAGCGGAGUCUGUAACCUGAAGCGUAUGUAACCUGUAAUAAAGGAUUAAGGACUCAAAGGUACAGUUUCUAAAACUGAGUUUACAAAAAAGGUUUGAAAACCUAAAUGGCAAGUUUUAGACACAGCCCAACUUGAAGAAAGCCAAGCACAGUAACAAAGAGUUGAGGACUCAGCUGUGAAAAUUUUUGUAUUGCCUUUACACAAAGGUUUAAAAAACCUAAAUGGCACAAAUUCAAAGAAAGGAAUACAAGAUAAGCUGUUUUAGAUUUUAAACAAACUCAAGAACAGGGCUGAAACGCUCCCCUGAGUUUACAGAAAAGGAAUUUCUCUGCAGCUUGUCUUUCUCCCACCGCAUCCCAAAUAAUCAACAUCCUGCCAUUUAUUAAUUUCUAGGGGUUAAGGGUGUUCCCCCCCACACACACCUAAAUCUAUUAACAACUCGCUCUUCUUGUGCCCUUGCCUUUAGCCCCAGGUAACUGCGGUGAUCCCCCUCAGGUACAAAAUGCAGAGGUUCCUAAAGGGAGCGGCGACGGCAACAAACUGCGGUACUCGUGCGUCAAGAAUUACAAGAGGAAAGCAGGAACGUCCAGCCUGGCAAUGUGCAGGCAGAAUGACACAACGAAAAAGUUUCAAUGGGAGGUGCGCCUGAGCUGCAUCCGUAAGUAGUACCUGCGUGAUGGGGCUCAUAAUAAUAAUAAUAAUUUAUUAUUUAUACCCCGCCCAUCUGGCUGGGUUUCCCCAGCCAACUCUGGGCGGCUUCCAACAAAACACUAAAAUACAAUAACCUAUUAAACAUUAAAAGCUUCCCUAAAGAGGGCUGCCUUAAGAUGUCUUCUAAAAGUCUGGUAGUUAUUUUUCUCUUUGACAUCUGGUGGGAGGGCGUUCCACAGGGCGGGUGCCACCACCGAGAAGGCCCUCUGCCUGGUUCCCUGUAACCUCACUUCUCGCAGGGAGGGAACCGCCAGAAGGCCCUCAGUGCUGGACCUCAGUGUCCGGGCAGAACGAUGGAGGUGGAGACGCUCCUUCAGGUAUACAGGACCAAGGCCGUUUAGGACUUUCAAGACACCAACACUUUCAGCACCAACACUUUGAAUUGUGCUCGGAAAUGUACUGAGAGCCAGUGUAGGUCUUUCAGGACCGGUGUUAUAUGCUCCCAACAGAAUUAUAAAAACACAAUAAAACAUCAGACAUAAAAAAAUUCCCGAUACAGGGUUGCCUCUGGCGGGAGGGCGUUCCAUAGGGUGGGUGCCACCACAGAGAAGGCCCUCUGCCUGGUUCCCUGUAACCUCACUUCUUAUAGUGAGGGAACCGCCAGAAGGCCCACGGACCUGGACCUCAGUGUCUGGGCUGAGCGAUGGGGGUGGAGAUGCUCCUUCAGGUAUACUGGGCCGAGGCCAUUUAGGGCUUUCAAGGUCAGCACCAACACUUUGAAUUGUGCCCGGAAAUGUACAGGGAGCCAAAGUAGGUCUUUCAAGACCGGUGUUAUGUGGUCUCGGCGGCCGCCCCCAGUCACCAGUCUAGCUGCCGCAUUCUGGAUUAGUUAUAGUUUCUGGGUCACCUUCAAAGGCAGCCCCACGUAGAGCGCAUUGCAGUAGUCCCAGCGGGGGAUAACUAGAGCAUGCACCACUCUGGCGAGACAGUCUGCGGGCAGGGAGGGUCUCUGACUGCAUACCAGAUGGAGCUGAUAAACAGCUGCCCUGGACACAGAACUGAUCUGUGCCUCCAUGGUGAGCUCAGGGCUUACCUAGGCUCACCUUCAUACCUGUAAACCUGUUCCUGUAUUAAGAUCCACAAAGCCCCCCCCCCAUUGGUCUCUCAAAGUCAUGGCUGACUGCAGCCGCGUCCAGGUAGAGGUGUCCCAGAAUUCUGUCAGAAUGGGUAGCAAAUCUGGAAAUGGCAGCAGUCCGCGUCUUGGUGGAUUUGAUUUAAAUCAAAUCGAUUUAAAUCAUUAGUCAGUAAGACUUGAUUUAAAUCACUAGUCAGCAAGACUUGAUUUAAAUUUUAUUUAUUUAUUUAUUUUUACAGAAAGGCUCAUUCUUGCUGGUAUAAUCUUAACAUUUACAACCAGAUGAAGGUUUCCUUUUUGGAAGGAUAAAUUUUCAGAGCAGUUUUUUACAGUUCUAUCAAAAAUUACUGAGUUGGUUAUACUAUCAGAAAUACAUAGACACAUAAUUAUGAAAUUAUGGUGAGGUUUAAUAAGUUAACUGUUUCUAUUUGGACAACUUUUCUGCUGUACUUUAUUGGAAGGAGAAAAAUAGCCAUUUCCUUAAUAACAAUUUAUUUAACUAAAACAAUAACAUUAUAGCAUAUGUAUGCACGUUUGUUAACUAAUGUGGUUAAACUUUUUUGUUUGUUUGUUUUUAAACCCUUAAACCCUUAAACUGAGUUUUGGCACACAAGAAAAACUUAAAACAAAUCCUUAUUUCCUGAUGAAUAGCCUUUAGACUAUAUUGUAACCUAAAUAGAAAACUAUCUUUAGAAAAAUUUCUGAUUUGGUUAGAAAUACAAAGACAGGUAAUUAUGAAAUUGUUGUUUAUAUUUGGGCAACAUUUCUGCUGUACUGUAUUGGAAGGAGAAAAAUAAUCAUUUCCUUAAUAACAAUUUAUUAAAAAAUUAUUUAACUAAAGCAAUAACAUUAUAGCAUAUGUAUCCAUGUUUGUUAACAGGUGAAGUUAAGCAGUUUAAAAAACAAAUAACACAACUUAUACGGAGUUUUAGCACACAUGAAAAACUCAAAUCCUUAUCUCCUGAUGAAUAGCCUUUGGACUAUAAUGUAACUUGAACAGAAAACUAUCUUUAGAAAUAUUUUUCCUCCAAAAGCAUUUUAUUUUAAAAAUCUGUUUGGUUUUUUAAAAAAAUCCAAUUUAAAUUUUAAAAAUCCAAUUUAAAUUUUAAAAAUCUGAUUUAAAUAAAAAGUAUCCUUUAAAAAAAAAUCAUUGAUUUUUAUCCACCCUGGUCCGUGUGUCCAUCUGCAAGCAGGAACAAAAAUCAAGGAAGUGAUCAACAUUCGCUGACCUCAUUUCCUGCCCCUCCCCUAACCCAAACUCGUUGCUGUUGAUUUUUCGGCAUGCAAAACAGUACAUUAUUGCUUCCCUCCCCUUGGAAAUAAACAUAACGAUAGUUAAUUAUAUUAUUAAACGUGACCACAGGAAACACCAACUUUUUUUGCGGAACCUGAACUGCAGCAGAAUAGAAGCGGCGCUGCGUGUGGCAGAUAUAGAGCAGGCCAAAAAAUGAUGCCUUUUCACAUCCUGAUUUCUUUGCAUGGAGAUCACACCACAUGAUAUCUCAUCAAUAAUCGGGCACUCACACUUCGCAUGCAUGGUUUAUAUCCCUCCAUCAAGUCCCUGCUUACGCAACACCUUUUGCUAAGCCAAAAAGAGAGAGGCCUAAAUUGGAAUUCCCACAUAGGAAUUUGUAUGCCAAUGUGAAGACACCUUAGAAGUUGUUUGGGUAUUUUUGUUUUUUAUUUUACAAUCAAGUGAUAUAUAAGUUGCACGGUUAAAUAAAAUAAGACUAGCAAAACAGCAAUAUAAAAGCAUGUAAAACUGUUAGAAUUCCUGCUCCGUGAUUGCAGUCAUGGGAUUGUUGUCUUUCACAUGACAGUAUGUGUUUUGACUCCACAGAGUGGGAAGUGACGGAGACAGGAUGUUUGUGUUACUGUGUUCCGUGAAGUGGGACUAUUGUCCUUUGUUCCUUUUCCCUUUGCUGUCUGAUGCUAGAGAGAGAGGGAGCCAUGUUGCAGUGCUCUGUGUGUGUUUAUAUGUAAAUAAAGUAGAUUAGCCAAAAUGCUGAGUUGCUGAGGUCUGUCACGCAAGCUGCGCAAACUCUGCGGAUCCCUAAGUGUGCCGGUGUUGGUUGGCAUCGGUCGCUGUGAUGUUCGGGCUGAAGAAAGCUUUUGAAGCUCCCGAACGAUCGAACAGGAGGGAGAGAACAUGCCAGUUGGGCAUGUGUCUCUGCCAGGGUCCUACUUGAGUGUAGGCUGAACUCCUGACAAUAGUUAUAAAGCAGAAAUUCAGGACGUUCAUACAGAUGAAAACGGGAUCUGAUCUUAUGGGUCAUUAUUUGGGUUUAUAGUUGAGCCGGUGAAAUUUCUCACUGAAACUUCAAGGAGAAUAGGUUCUGCACUGCUGUAAAUGCAAUCCUGAUGACAAGCUAAUUUUGGCUUUUCCUCUUCUCAAUUCCUCUUCUCUUUCUCAACAAGGAGAUCCUUCCCUGCCUGCCACCACAACAGAAGAUCCCAGAAGAGGUAGGACCAAUUGCUUUGCUGUCUCUGCUCGUCACCACUGGGUGACAAACGUGUUUUUGGAGUAAAACCAGUAUGGUGUAGUGGUUAAGAGCGGUAGUCUUGUAAUCUGGGGAACCGGGUUCGCUUCCCUGCUCCUCCACAUGCAGCUGCUGGGUGACCUUGGGCCACUCACACUUCUCUGAAGUCUCUCAGCCCCACUCACCUCACAUAGUGUUUGUUGUGGGGGUGGAAGGGAAAGGAGAAUGUUAGACGCUUUGAGACUCCCUAGGGUAGUGAUAAAGCGGGAUAGCAAAUCCAAACUCCUCUUCUUCUUCUUCUUCUUCUUCUUCUUCUUCUUCUUCUUCUUCUUCAUCUUCUUCUAACAGAUUUCAGGCCUGGGACACAAAUUAGGCAAGUGCCCUCUCCCGACGAAAAUAAAAUUAAGAAAAUAAAAAUGCUGACUUAAUUCACAAGUAAUGGAAAUGGGAAAGUAGGUAUUUAGGAACAAACGGCGACCCACAGACCAGCCGUUUGCUCCGAGUAAGCGCUAAAAAGUGGUUCUCCCCAGGGGGAAGCAGUGGGGCGAGAGGAAUUGUGGAGACGCGCUCGUGUUAACACAGCUUCAUGGCCUGUCCCAGAAACAUACAUAUGAAACUUUACUUACCCCAUGUUGUAGAGGCAGAAACUUCCACCCCAGCGACUCCGCAGGCUGCUGGUGUUAACACUUCGGUGGCCUCCGCCGCAGCCCCAUAUGGCAGCGAGACCCCCUCGCCAUCAGACUCGAUCGCCACACUGCUCAGGACUGCUAAACCAACUAGGCCUGGCAGGACAACGGCAACCACCAGCGCCCCAGAGGUUGGCAGACACACUCCUGGCACGGUCAGCGAAAGCUCGGCGAAAUGCGAAAGCGCCACCGCGAAAGCCUCGCAGCCCACGACCAGCAAGCGCAUCUCAGCAGGAAACAGAACGACAGCUGUGACGCCAGGGAGAGUCUCUGGGGUCACCCCAGAGCCAAGCGUCCCGGUGCCUCCGAUCGAGAGACAAGCAGGUUUGUCACCGGCAGCUGAAGUAGUUCAUCUCAUUGUUGCAGCCUCUGCAUUAACCAUCCUUUCCACGUCCUCCUUCGUUUCAUGUUCUUCCCAAGUUAAUAUACUAAUAUUCUUGCGUUUAUCCCAUAUCUAUGGCUGCUAUCUGUCUCCCGGACUCUUUGGGUGCAUCCAGACUACAGUGGUACCCGGGUUCUCAAACUUAACCCGUUCCAGAAUUCCGUUCCAAAACCAAAGCGUUCCAAAACCAAGGCACGUGUUCCCAUAGAAAGUACAGUGGUACCUUUGGAUGAGAAGGGGAUCCAUUCUGGAGCCCCAUUCGCAUCCUGAAGCUAACACAACCUGCGUCUUCGCGGGUGGUGAUUCACCGCUUCCGCGCAUGCGCGUGACGUCAUUUUGAGUGUCUGCGCAUGCACGAGCGGCAAAACCUGGAAGUAACACAUUCCAUUACUUCCGGGUCGCCGAAGGUACUGGAACCCAAGGUAUGACUGCAAUGCAAAAUGGAUUAAUCCGUUCCAGACUUUUUAAAAACAACCCCUGAAACAGCAAUUUAACAUUUUUGCAGUCACACAAUCAUCAAUCAAUCGGUAGCUGAACUGGUUUCCACACAGUCACAAAAACAAAUGAACCGAGAAAGCCUCAAAAACAAAAACGCAAAAUAAAUAGCAAAAACAAAUGCGCCAAACUUAAUCCGUUCUGGAAGUCCAUUUGACUUCCGAAAUGUUCAGAAACCAAGGCGCAGCUUCUGAUUGGUGCAAGCGCCCCAGAAACAAUAGCCAACAGCCGCAUCGGACGUUCGGUUUCCGAAAAAUGUUCAAAAACUGGAACACUUACUUCCGGGUUUUCGACGUUUGGGAACCAAGGCAUUUGGGAACCAAGGUACCACUGUAUUGCUAGUUGGCAAAUUCGGGUGACAUAAUUCUGGUCGAUUGGGAGACCUUGUGCAACAAAUGCAUUGUUGUUGUUGUUUAGUCGCUUAGUCGUGUCCGACUCUUCGUGACCCCCUGGACCAGAGCACACCAGGCACUCCUGUCUUCCACUGCCUCCCGCAGUUUGGUCAGACUCAUGUUUGUGGCUUCGAGAACACUGUCCAACCAUCUCGUCCUCUGUCGUCCCCUUCUCCUUGUGCCCUCAAUCUUUCCCAACAUCAGGGUCUUUUCCAGGGAGUCUUCUCUUCUCAUGAGGUGGCCAAAGUCUUGGAGCCUCAGCUUCACGAUCUGUCCUUCCAGUGAGCACUCAGGGCUGAUUUCCUGAAGAAUGGAUACGUUUGAUCUUCUUGCAGUCCAUGGGACUCUCAAGAGUCUCCUCCAGCACCAGAAUUCAAAAGCAUCCAUUCUUCAGCGAUCAACCUUCCUUAUGGUCCAGCUCUCACUUCCAUACAUCACUACUGGGAAAACCAUGGCUUUAACUAUACGGACCUUUGUUGGCAAGGUGAUGUCUCUGCUUUUUAAGAUACUGUCUAGGUUUGCCAUCGCCUUUCUCCCAAGGAGCAGGCGUCUUUUAAUUUCAUGACUGCUGUCACCAUCUGCAGUAAUCAUGGAGCCCAAGAAAGUAAAAUCUCUCACUGCCUCCAUUUCUUCCCCUUCUAUUUGCCAGGAGGUGAUGGGACCAGUGGCCAUGAUCUUUGUUUUUUGAUGUUGAGCUUCAGACCAUAUUUUGUGCUCUCCUCUUUCACCCUCAUUAAAAGGUUCUUUAAUUCCUCCUCACUUUCUGCCAUGAAGGUUGUGUCAUCUGCAUAUCUGAGGUUGUUGAUAUUUCUUCCGGCAAUCUUAAUUCCGGCUUGAGAUUCAUCCAGCCCAGCCUUUUGCAUGAUGAAUUCUGCAUAUAAGUUAAAUAAGCAGGGAGACAAUAUACAGCCUUGUCGUACUCCUUUCCCAAUUUUGAACCAAUCAGUUGUUCCAUAUCCAGUUCUAACUGUAGCUUCUUGUCCCACAUAGAGACUUCUCAGGAGACAGAUGAGGUGAUCAGGCACUCCCAUUUCUUUAAGAACUUGCCAUAGUUUGCUGUGGUCGACACAGUCAAAGGCUUUUGCAUAGUCAAUGAAGCAGAAGUAGAUGUCUUUCUGGAACUCUCUAGCUUUCUCCAUUUACCCCCCCCCCCCCAAUUUGGACUCUCCCUGCCCCAGAAUAAGGAAAGUCAUUGAGCUUGCUAUGAUGCAAUCUCAUCUAACCUCGCUGAAAUCAGGGCGAAUGCUCAGUAGUGGGUGGUCUGGAAGCAUCCAUAGAGUUCGGAGAUCUUGCUCCCCCAUCCACCAGCUCCCUUUAAUGCUGAACUCGCCGCUAGGGGUGGAAGGAUUUUUCCAUUUACUCAGCUUCUCAUUUUUCCAAUCUUAGAGUCAGUUCUCCGCAUUUCUACAGCAAUUCACAAUUUUUCAAAAAAAAAAAUAUAUAGCCCUCAUGAAAAUUCAUCAUCAUUUUGGGUGUGAAUUUCGCCUGGUAAUCAUAUCCUUGUAAGCAGUUUCCUCUAAUAUAAUUCACUUCUCAAUAAUAUAUUGAUUUUACGCACAUUUCCCCAUAAUACGUUCACGUUGGUAAAAUGCAGAACUGCAUUGCAAAAUUCAGGAAAGUGCAAAUUUUGACGGACAGCUGUCUUUCAGUUCACAUAUUGCUUCGGAAAGUGUAGAUUUGGUCGAUUUGCCUUUAAAUGAGAACUGAAUCCAAUUUCUCUGAAAGGAGACCCCCAAGGCAGAUCUACACCAUACCUCCAUUUCUGCAAUCCCCGGCAUUCUUAUCAAACUACAGUUCCCAGGAUUCUUUGGGUGAAAUCACAUGCUUUAAAUGUGCGUGGGAUGGACUCACUUCCUGCAAGGAGACGGGAUUGGAACCCAAGAGUCACAGUGUCAGCUGGAAAAGAAAAACAGGGAAAGGGGGUGCGAUGACUUGCUUGAGACCCUCACCGCUUGCUAUAUCCUCAAGGAAGACGCGACUGGCUGGCUGGAACCCAGAACAAGAGCACUUCUGUUGGGGACUGAUGGCGUGCUGCAACAUUUUGUUGCGAGACCUGAACAGUAGUUCCUUUUGCACCCAGGUUUUUGUAGCCACCUCUGAAUUUGAAAUUUCCCAGUAUGUUUCCGAGCACAAUUCAAAGUGUUGGUGCUGAGCUUGAAAGCCCUAAACGGCCUCGGUCCUGUAUACCUGAAGGAGCGUCUCCACCCCCAUCGUUCUGCCCGGACACUGAGGUCCAGCGCUGAGGGCCUUCUGGCGGUUCCCUCAUUGCGAGAAGUGAGGUUACAGGGAACCAGGCAGAGGGCCUUCUUGGUGGUGGCGCCCACCCUGUGGAACACCCUCCCUUCAGAUGUGAAGGAAAUAAGCAACUAUCCUAUUUUUAAAAGACAUCUGAAGGCAGCCCUGUUUAGGGAAGUUUUUAAUGUUUAAUGCUGUAUUGUUUUUAACACUUGAUUGCGAGCCGCCCAGAGUGGCUGGGGAAACUCAGCCAGAUGGGCGGGGUAUAAAUAAAAAAUUAUUAUUAUUAUUAUAAAAGAAGAAUCAGAAUCAGAGGAGGAGGAGGAAACCUGGAGAGGGAGCAGUGGCGACUGGGUGAAGUUAUUAAGCUUCUGCUAGCAGACGAGAAAAUUGGUUUAUAGGACAUUCAUGCAUUCAUGUAAUAAACAUACAAUAUUUCCUAUCAAAUAUUUAGGACUUAGUUAGCAACUGAAUAAAUACCCAUACAACAGGAAUUACAGAUGAGGCUCUCUGCUUGAGAGUUGGGAUUUGCAUGUGUCCCCAAAUGUUCUGGGGUAAAGCUGACUUGGAUCCGGGCCCUGAACUAUUUUAGGGGCUUUGCAGAGGGAGACCUACACUGGCUCCCAGUCCGUUUCUGAGCACAAUUCAAAGUGUUGGUGCUGACCUUGAAAGCCCUAAAUGGCCUUGGUCCAGUAGACCUGAAGGAGCGUCUCCAACCCCCAUCGUUCUGCCCGGACACUGAGGUCCAGCGCCGAGGGCCUUCUGGCGGUUCCCUCAUUGCGAGAAGCCAAGUUACAGGGAACCAGGCAGAGGGCCUUCUCGGUAGUGGCGCCCUCCCUGUGGAAUGCCCUCCCACCAGAUGUCAAAGAGAACAACUACCAGACUUUUAGAAGACAGCUGAAGGCAGCCCUGUUUAGGGAAGCUUUUAAUGUUUGAUGUAUUACAGUAUUUUAAAAUCCCGGCAAAGGGGAUGCAGCAAGGAAAACCACCGUCACCUCUCCGCUGGGAAGCGCUGAGCAAAGGCGAGUCCCCAGGCAACGCGGCCGAUUUGAUCGGCACAAGGCAUGCAAGCUCCACCCCCCCAGUCAUUCUUAGACUCCUUAUUGGGUGCACAACGCUGCCAAGUAACACACUUGGAGCCUCCCUCCUCCCUGGCCGGCAGGGAGGGAGGGAGAGGAGCUGCUUCCUCUGGAACCCGGGAAAUUUAAGCGACAUCAUCAAUCUGGGACAGCAGCGGGACACGGAGUUGGGAUAAGGGAGUUUCCCGCCAAAUAAGGGACAGUUGACCGCUAUGGCACAGCUGUCUCCAGCAGUUGCCAUGCAACCCUGCUAAGAUUCCUGUAAGCAAAGCAUUUUGUUGGGGCGGGAAGGGAGCACACAAUUAUUUCAAACUCGUUUAGCAUUUUUGCCCCUCCCUUUUGAACCCGUUCCAUCUUCAGGCCCAGGGGGCGGGCGAGGAAACCCAACAGAAGUCUGCAACACCUGCAGCUUGAUCGUAAAAGGGUUCCCUCAGAUGUCAGCCCUGUUCAUUCCAGUGGGAUUUAAUUCCCAGUAAGGCGGAUUUCUUUGAGAGGGGAAUUUGGGGUGUUAGCCUGGGUCUGGGCUGAACCACUGCAUACAGCAGGUGGGAGUUGUAUGCAGGUGGGUUUGCCUGGUAAAACAACCCCACACAAAAGCAUUUGCAUAUGGAACAUGUGCAUAUCUGAAAGAGCGUCUCCACCCCCAUCGUUCUGCCCGGACACUGAGGUCCAGCGCCAAGGGCCUUCUGGCGGUUCCCUCCCUGCGAGAAGCCAAGUUACAGGGAACCAGGCAGAGGGCCUUCUCGGUGGUGGCACCUGCCCUGUGAAACGCCCUUCCACCAGAUGUCAAAGAGAACAACAACUACCAGACUUUUAGAAGGCAUCUGAAGGCAGCCCUGUUUAGGGAAGCUUUUAAUGUUUAAUAGACUAUUGUAUUUUAAUAUUCUGUUGGAAGCCGCCCAGAGUGGCUGGGGAAGCCCAGCCAGAUGGGCGGGGUAUAAAUAAAUUAUUAUUAUUAUUAUUAUUAUUAUAGAAUUACAGAACUGGAAGGAAUUCCAAGAGUCAUCUACCGUAUUUUUCGCUCUAUACGACACACUUUUUCCCUCCUUGCUGCUCUGGCUUCAACGAAAGCAACACAAAGCCUCUUCAGGGCAGCGGGACUUCAGGGCUUCUGGGAUUCAGAAUAUUUUUUUUCUUGUUUUCCUCUUCCAAAAACUAGGUGCAUCUUAUGGUCUGGUGCGUCUUAUAGAGCAAAAAUACAGUAGUCAAACCCCAUGCAAGGCAGGAAUCUCAGCUCAAGCAUCCAUGACAGAUAGCCAUCCAAACUUCUGCUUUAAAACCCCCAAGGAAGGAGAGUCCAUAACCUCCUGAGGGAAUCCAUUCCCCUGCUGGACAGCUCUUACUACUAGGAAGUUCUUCCUGAUGUUGAGUCGGAAUCUCCUUCCUUAUAAUUUGAAUCCAUUUGUUUGGGUUCACCCUCUGGAGCAGCGGAACACAAGCUUCCUCCAUCUUCCAGUGUGAGAGCCAGUGUGGUGUAGUGGUUAAGAGCAGUAGACUCGUAAUCUGGUGAACCGGGUUCGCGUCUCCGCUCCUCCACAUGCAGCUGCUGGGUGACCUUGGGCCAGUCACACUUCUCUGAAGUCUCUCAGCCCCACUCACCUCACAGAGUGUUUGUUGUGGGGGAGGAAGGGAAAGGAGAAUGUUAGCCGCUUUGAGACUUCUUCGGGUAGUGAUAAAGCGGGAUAUCAAAUCCAAACUCUUCUUCUUCCAUGGGACAGCCCUUGAAAUAUUUGAAGAUGACUCUCCUGUCGCCUCUUAUCCAGGCUAAACAUACCCAGAUCCUUCAAACGUUCCUCAUCAGGCUUAGUUUCCAGACCCUUGAUCAUCUUGGUCGCCCUCCUCUGCACACCUUUCAGCUUGUCAACAUCCUUCUUAAAUUGUGGUGCCCAGAAUUGGACACCGUAUUCCAGGUGGGAUCUUACCAAGGCAGAACAGAGUGGGACUAUGACUUCCCUUGAUCUGGACACUAGACUUCUGUUGAUGCAACCUAGAAUAGCAUUCACUUUUUUUGCUGCUGCAUCACACUGUGGACUCACUGUGGUUUUGAGGAUUUUAUAUCCCACCUGAAAUAUACUCGGGAGUCAAGAGUGGAUUUCAUGCUCUUUAUUCAGCUCAUAGUGGUGAGGAGGAAUGGAAGUUCCCCCAGAAUGUCUGCUUUAUAUACAUUAUUUACACAAUGGGCCCCACGUGAUUGGCUAAUUCCAGGAUUCUCCUGUAGGCCAAUCAGGUUGCAGAUUCACUUCCACCUGGAGCUGGAUUGGGUGGCUCCUGUGGACCAAUCAGACUGAUGCAUUCUGAAUCCUAUUCUAGGACCAAUCAGACUGCUGCAUUUUGGAUCCUAUUCAAGUCAGUACAUAACACCACAUAAACUCAGACCUGUUUCCCAACCUUAAAGACUAGAAACUUAAAAAAAAAAAUCAAACUGUUACACCAGGAUACCUACUUCUGUGUUCUGUCACAAAUCUUUGCACUUGCUCAGAAUUACAAAAUACAUUUUAGUGGGACUGCAAGGAAAGAGCCAGCCAUUUUUGCAUGUAAUGUUCUUUAUUCUUCCUUUUUGCAGGUUCUCUCCCCUUGAGGAUCGGAGUACCUUUCCUAGGUGAGGAAUAGUUUGGCGUUUAUGGAUUGUUAGCAGUCAUCUGACCAUACAAGAUGGAUUUAAAUUCUUAAAUUAGAAUUCUAGUUUUGUCUUCCUAGUUCAAACUAAUAGAGGAGGCGCAGACACACACACCCCUUGCUCCAAGGGCUAUAGGGUGGUCUCUUUUCUUAUUUUUAUUAUGUAUUUUGUGUUUUUUGUAUAUAUAUUGUAGUUUUAUGUAGUGAACCACCCUGAGACCUACGGGUAUAGGGCGGUAUGCAGAUUAAAUGAAUAGAUCAAUAAAUACAAUUCUGUCCCACCCAGAUGGGCGGUGUAUAAAUAAAAGAAAUUAUUAUUAUUAUUAGUGCUUUGUUCUGGGGGUACGCAUACCCCUAAACAUUUUGUGAAUCUAACGGGAGAAGAAACUAAAAAAAAAAUUAGUUUCUUCACUAGGACAGGGAAUCGUCUAUUCUGUUCCUGCCCCUGAUGGUGGCCUAUAAAAUGGUGGUGUUCUUGAGUCAAAAUGAGGGUACCCCUAAACAUUUUGUUUAGAAAAAAAAAUCACUGAUUAUUAUUAUUAUUACAGUGGUACCUUGGUUUAAGAACAGCUUAGUUUAUGAACAACUUGGAUUAAGAAAACUGCAAACCCAGAAGUAGGUGUUUUGGUUUGUGAACUUUGCCUUGGAAGCAGAACAUGUUGAGUGUGUUCCAUUUGUAAAUUGAGUCCCCCGCUGCUAUGAGAAAACACGCCUUGGUUUAAGAAUGCCUUGGUUUAAGAACGGACUUCCAGAACAGAUUAAGUUCGUAAACCAAGGUAAAGGGACCCCUGACCAUUAGGUCCAGUCGCAGACGACUCUGGGGUUGCGGCGCUCAUCUCGCUUUACUGGCCGAGGGAGCCGGCAUACAGCUUCCAGGUCAUGUGGCCAGCAUGACUAAGCCGCUUCUGGCCAACCAGAGCAGAGCACGGAAACGCCGUUUACCUUCCCGCCGGAGCGGUACCUAUUUAUCUACUUGCACCUUGACAUGCUUUCGAACUGCUAGGUUGGCAGGAGCAGGGACCAAGCAAUGGGAGCUCACCCCGUCGCAGGGAUUAGAACUGCCGACCUUCUGAUCGGCAAGUCCUAGGCUCUGUGGUUUAACCCACAGCGCCACCCGCAUCCCAAAAAACCAAGGUACCACUGUAUUAUUAUCAUGGUGAAGUCUGUCUUCUGUUCCAUUGACUCGUUGGUCUCUGCCUUCUUCCACUCCAUGCUUCCUUUGUCCCAAAACUAUUGGUCAAAUGCUUACUCCCCCCCCUGCCACUUUCUGCCCCUCAAAAUUCCCCACAAACCCUGCGUUAGGCGUUUCCCAGAGUGACCUUUCACUUCCUCCCUAAAAGCUGCCUUAAUUGUGAGCAUUCCAUGGCUGAUCUUUGAUCAUCUCCUGACAACUGGGACAUCGUCGUUCCAUGGCAUUGCAUUAGCCGAUAACUAGGGCCGACUCAGAGACAAGCAAGCAGGCCAAGGCCACUGAGCCUAGGCUUGCCGAUCAGAAGGUCGGCGGUUCGAAUCCCCAUGACGGGGUGAGCUCCCCUUGCUCGGUCCCUGCUCCUGCCAACCUAGCAGUUCGAAAGCACGUCAAAGUGCAAGUAGAUAAAUAGGUACCGCUCCGGCGGGAAGGUAAACGGUGUUUCCGUGCGCUGCUCUGGUUCGCCAGAAGCGGCUUAGUCAUGCUGGCCACAUGACCCGGAAGCUGUACACCAGCUCCCUCAGCCAGUAAAGCGAGACGAGCGCCGCAACCCCAGAGUCAGCCACAACUGGACCUAAUGGUCAGGGGUCCCUUUACCUUUACCUUUACCUAAGGCCGGCUCAGAGACAAGCAAGCUGGGACGAAGGCCAAGGCCUUUAGGUUAUCAUAUUGCUAACUAUUAAUUUGUCUUUCUUCUUUAGUUUUAGGGGUGCUCCUUAUAGGAUGUCUUGCAUUCUGGUACCGUAGAAGAUGGUGGUAAGUUCGUUGUGUGGCUCCUCCCCAUAGUGGUUGCAAGCGAGGGGCAACUAUUGGCAAGGUCAAGUUCAGACAUGGAAAUUUCAUGGAAUAAUGGAAUUGUGGAGUUGGAAGAGACCACAAGGGUCAUUCAGUCUAACCCCCUGCAAUGCAGGAAUCUUUUGCCCAAUGUGGGAUUCGAACUCUUGACCCUGAUAUUAAGAGACACAUGCUCCACCAACUGAGCAAUCCCUGGGCCUGGAACCCAUGGGCAGUCCGAUGCAGGAAUUGCAAGCUGCCCAAUGAAGUGCAAAGCAAUUCGUAGGAACUUAGGAAGCAGCCUUCUGCAGAGUCAGACCAUUGGCCCAUCUAGUAUUGCCCACACUGGCUGGCAGCAGCUCUCUGGGGCUUUAGGCAACAUCCGCUAAGGGGAGAUGCUGGGACCUAAACCUUCUGCAUGCAAGUCACGGACCUGCCACUGAGUGUUGUUGUUUAGUCAUUUAGUUGUGUCCGACACUUCGUGACCCCCUGGACCAGAGCACGCCAGGCACUCCUGUCUUCCACUGCCUCCCGCAGUUUGGUCAAACUCAUGCUGAUAGCUUCGAGAACACUGUCCACCAUCCUGUCCUCUGCCGUCCCCUUCUCCUUGUGCCCUCCAUCUUUCCCAACAUCAGGGUCUUUUCCAGGGAGUCUUCUCUUCUCAUGAGGUGGCCAAAGUCUUGGAGCCUCAGCUUCAGAAUCUGUCCUUCCAGUGAGCACUCAGGGCUGAUUUCCUUCAGAAUGGAGAGGUUUGAUCUUCUUGCAGUCCAUGGGACUCUCAAGAGUCUCCUCCAGCACCAGAAUUCAAAAGCAUCCAUUCUUCGGCGAUCAGCCUUCUUUAUGGUCCAGCUCUCACUGAGUAGCGCCUCUUAAACUCCUCCUUCACUCCCUCCAGGGAAAUCUGUUUCGAUUUUGACUUGAUAGUUGCAUUCCACUUUUCUAACAACAGUGCUGAGCACAACGGAUAGAAUCCUAAAAUUGGAAGGGACCCCGUCAUCUACUCUAACCCCCUGCAAUGCAGGAAUCUCAGCUAAAGCUUCCAUGGCAGAUUAUGUCCCACUUAGGCUACUGCAAUGCGCUCUACGUGGGGCCACCUUUGAAGGUGACUCGGAAACUGCAAUUAAUCCAGAAUGCGGCAGCUAGACUGGUGACUGGGAGCGGCCGCUGAGACCACAUAACACUGGUCCUGAAAGACCCACAUUGGCUCCCAGUACGUUUCCAAGCACAAUUCAAAGUGUUGGUGCUGACCUUUAAAGCCCUAAACGGCCUCGGUCCAAUAUACCUGAAGGAGCGUCUCCACCCCCAUUGUUCAGGCCAGACACUGAGGUCCAGCUCCGAAGGCCUUCUGGCGGCUCCCUCCCUGCGAGAAGUGAGGUUACCAGGAACCAGGCAGAGGGCCUUGUCGGUGGUGGCACCCACCCUGUGGAACGAUGUCAAGGAAAUAAACAACUAUCUGACUUUUAGAAGACAUCUGAAGGCAGCCCUGUUUAGGGAAGCUUUUAAUGUUUGAUGGACUACUGUAUUUUAAUACUUUGUUGAAAGCCGCCCAGAGUGGCUGGGGAAACCCAGCCAGAUGGACGGGGUAUAAAUAAUAAAUUAUUAUUAUUAUUAUUAUUAUUAUUAUUAUUAUUAUUAUUAUUAUAUAUGCCAUCCAACCUCUGCUUAAAAACCUCCAAGGAAGCAGAGUCCACAACCUCCCGAGGGAAUCUGUUCCAAUGUCACACAUCUCUUCCUGUCAGAAUGUUCUUCCUGAUGUUGAGUCGAAAUCUCCUUUCUUGUAGCUUGUAUUGGCAUCUAAGACGAGUGAUUUCAUAGCUGGAAUAGAUAGUGGGACAAGAACAGUGCGGAAAUACGCAUCAAGGAAAGGGAGUGAAUUAGAAGCUCAGGAGUACAGUGGUUAUCGAGUGUCGGAUUGGGAGACCAGGGUUAAAGUCCCCACUUAUCUACGGAGCACACUGCGACAGGCACCGUCUUUCAGCCUCACGGUUGUGCGGUUUGGUUGAGGAAGGUUCGAACCUUGUGCAGCACGUAGGAGAAAAAAGGAUGAAUGCAAAUGCAAUGAAUAAUAAUAAUAAAUAAUAACAAAUAAUAAUAAUUUACUACUUAUACCCCAUCAAUCUGGCUGAGUUUCUCCAGCCACUCUGGGCGGCUUCCAACAGGAGAUUUGCUGUUUAGUCGUUUAGUCAUGUCCGACUCUUCGUGACCCCAUGGACUAGAGCACGCCAGGCUCUGGAGAUUAAAAAUAAAUAAAUACAGGAGAUUAAAAAUAAAUAAAUAGGCCUUUGGUUUUUGCAUUAGAAAUACAUGGUUUUUAAAAAUGCAGUCUCUACUCCUUUGAGGAAUACGGCGGAUUUUCUCAGGGGGUUGAUUUAUAACAACAACAACAACAACAACUUACUAUUUAUACCCCACCCAUCUGACUGGGUUUCCCCAGCCACUCUGGGUGGCUCCCAACAGAAUAUUAAAAACACAGUAAAACAUCAAACAUUGAAAACUUCCCUAAACAAGGCUGCCUUCAGAUGUCUUCUAAAAGUCAGAUAGUUGUUUCUUUCCUUGCCAUCUGAUGGGAGGGCGUUCCACAGAGCGGGCGCCACCACCGAGAAGGCCCUCCGCCUGGUUCCCUAAUAGCCCCCAAGUUUUGCAUCAGUCCUCAUUCCUGUUUUGUUUCCCCCCCCCCAUUCUGCAGCCCUGUUCAGGGACAGGCGGAUAUUCCACUGGAAGAGCAAAUCCCCAUGGCUGCCGAGAGGUCAGAACCAGGAGACCAGGCGCCCCCGGCUGCCGGCCGCCCCGAUGACCUGAGACCCACCGACGAAGGGGUUCGGAUGUUGCCGCCUCACUGUUCUCCCUCCAGCGGCUGA
Messenger RNA from Podarcis lilfordi (Lilford's wall lizard), 37859 nucleotides. NCBI's taxonomy places the organism in Eukaryota, Metazoa, Chordata, Lepidosauria, Squamata, Lacertidae. The record is from the annotation of a GenBank genome assembly.